This is a messenger RNA of Alternaria incomplexa, 963 nucleotides long. RefSeq lists its product as uncharacterized. The transcript has 2 exons. The record is from RefSeq and is a predicted model, not a curated record. The coding region runs from base 1 to 963 and encodes 320 amino acids. Lineage: Eukaryota; Fungi; Ascomycota; Dothideomycetes; Pleosporales; Pleosporaceae.
AUGCUGAAUUCCGCCCUGCUCUCACUGUUUGGCCUUGUGCCCAGCGUCUUGAAUGUCGCUUUGGCACAGACGUUCACGCCCGCACCUGGAAACUUCCCUGCUAAAGGUGAUGGCGACUUCGCAGGCGGUAUCUUCUCGAUAUCCUUGUCCGAGCUACCCAAAUAUACCGGCGCUGGUGGAACCGGCCCUGAGUCCCCCAAAGGAAAUGGCGCGAAGACGUCUGGCUCGGGACCCUACCCAGCGCAAAUGUUGACCGACUCUACACUACCGAGACACACCAUCUUUGCACCCAAGACCCCUCCGACUGGCAACCUUAGCCUCCCUUUUAUCGCAUGGGGUAACGGCGGAUGCGGCCUCAAUGCCGGUAUCUACGAGCGGCUGUUGGUAGAAAUCGCCAGCUAUGGAUACGUUAUCGCUGCAGAUGGUACACCUGACGGCUCUGGAUUCCAAGCUGGUCAACAGUCCAAAGUACAAGACAUGCGCGAUUCUCUGGACUGGGCAUUCGCCGGCAAAGCGAAGAAAUACGGAAACGUCGACUUGACUAAAGUCACGACAGCGGGCCAUAGCUGUGGAGGUCUCGAGUCCAUGUCGACAGCGUAUCACGAUAACAGAGUCAAGAGAAUCAUGCUCUUCAACAUUGCCAUCUUCCAGGAUGACAGGAGGUACCUACUCAAAGAGCUCAAGGUGCCUAUGGUGUACUUGAUAGGAGGACCGAAAGACAUGGGGUACAAUACCUCGGCGAAGGAUUACGCUCUCCUGAACACGGGUACUCCCAAGUUGAGGGCCAACCUCGAUACUGGCCACGACGGCACCUUUGCAGCUACGAAUGGUGGAAAACAGGGCAAAGCGGCUGUCGCAUACCUGGAGUGGCAGUGGAGGGGCAAUGCGACUGCUCAGGCAUACCUACUUGAUGGCGGUUUGGAGAAGGAUAACUGGGUUGAAGAGCAUGCCAACUGGUCUUGA